This is a messenger RNA of Pungitius pungitius (ninespine stickleback), 5123 nucleotides long. RefSeq names its product ATP-binding cassette, sub-family G (WHITE), member 4a (gene abcg4a). Gene Ontology annotation, cellular component: membrane. Lineage: Eukaryota; Metazoa; Chordata; Actinopteri; Perciformes; Gasterosteidae. Gene Ontology annotation, biological process: cholesterol homeostasis; transmembrane transport; cholesterol efflux. The transcript is spliced from 16 exons. Gene Ontology annotation, molecular function: ATP hydrolysis activity; ABC-type sterol transporter activity; ATP binding. The coding region runs from base 1555 to 3483 and encodes 642 amino acids. The record is from RefSeq and is a predicted model, not a curated record.
UUUCCUCAAAGGGUGUGAAUAGAAUGUUGAGUGUUGAUCUUCGAUCAUUUAUGUAUUAACUCAAACGUAUUCUUCAGAGAGUAAGAAAGGCCAUAUCUAGAUCCUUAAAGCAAAUGGUAUAUUAUGCAAUAUUAUGCAAUCAGCAUAUGAGCCUUUUAUGUAGAAUAAUGGAUUUAAGUAGCCUGCUGGAGCAUAAAAUAAAUCCAUCUUCAUCUGUCUCUAUGACAAGACCUACAUUCUCUAAGCUGUGCCCAAUGCUUUGGGCGGAUAAAGGUUUGUUUGGUCACGGUUGAUGAUGCAUUCAUGACCGAGGCAAACAUCAAACUGAGACAGGUGGGUCGCUUUUCGCCGAAAUCGCUCACGUUGAGACGAUAACAAUCGUUUUAAAUCGGUCCGAUUAACAGGCGGGUACAAUUUGCUAAAAAAGAUUUUGACUUCCUCUCAGGGGUGAUGUAAGGCGUGUAGGGCCCGCUUGAACGCGAGUAACCCCGGCGGUUUUACCGAAAAUAACCCGGGCACUGCAGCAUCAGCACCAGGCUGCGCAGGUGCGGCCUUUAAAGAGACAGCGGGGCCCAAAAAAUAAUAAUUAAACCGAAACCCUCGUGGUGAACAAACACCGUCAACAGGAGUGCGGUGACAGCGGUGUAUCCGAAUCGUCUGUCCCUGUAGUAUGUGGCAGGAGGCGAAAUAGAAAAGUGCAGUCCUCAGCGGAGCCUCAUCCUAAUUCCACAGGGUUAUUCCCAUCCCUCUCGUUUCCCGAGAGACACGCGCCCCCAGGAUGGAAAAUACAGCUUUGAAUUAGCAUGUACGGGAAGCAGAUUGUGGCAUCCAUUCUUAAUGUUUUUAAUCAAAUGUGAAUCAAUUCCUACUUUUAGGUAGCCUCAAAUAACCGUAACAUCAUUGCAACGUUUAUACAGGCACUUCGGAUGUGUUUAUCAUCAUCUGUCUCUAAAUUCCCCAUUUCACAAUUUGCUCCUUUUUGGUUUUGUUUUGCGAGAAUAAGGAUUAUCGAGCGAGGAUUAUAUCAAAACCAAAAUAACAUUUGUUUCCCCCCCUCCAUUAGCAUCCUUUCAGCAACGCCCUGUAUCCCAGACCGGCGUGCGUACCACACACACGCACUAACCGGCAAGAGGGUAACGCUGGCUGCUCUAUCGAGCUGCUGCUGAGGCAUCUGCAGCGCCGUUUGCCCGAUUUCCGCCUCAUUCCAGAUGUCACAGUGUGUGAGUAUUGCGAUGCCAGUUCGGAUCGGAUGGAUUCACCGGACGGAAUAAUCGCACCGUGGGAGACAGAAAAGAUGACAGGCAUCCUGUUCCCCUGACGGCUCUCGGGGACGCAGUCAUAGUUUGGGGCCGGACAUGGUUUUAAUGUGGGGAGUUGCUGUAGUGGAUGCGGGAUGCUGUGCGCCGCACCCCGACAUGUAUUGAUAAGGAGAACACAGACGGGUCCGUUAAUGCCUCUCGACCGAUACGGAUUUUUGCUGGAUUCUGGCGCACUUGAGGUAAACCAGAGCUAAGGUGCUCACCUGGUCAUUUCAACACACAAUAGUCGUCCAUCAUGGCCGAGAGGACGCUGGAGCAGGGCUCGGUCAGCAUCCCCAUGGAGGAGACCAAACUCCCCAGCGGGGCGCCUCCGGAGGCGCCACUGCUCGUCCACUUGAAGAAAGUGGAGAACCACAUUACUGAAGCUCAGCGCUUCUCCCACCUCCCACGCCGCUCUGCUGUGGACCUGGAGUUCAAUGAGCUCUCGUACACCAUCCGCGAGGGGCCCUGGUGGAGGAGGAGAGGUUACAAAGCUCUCCUUAAGUGUUUGUCGGGAAGGUUCAGGAACAAAGAACUGAUUGGAAUAAUGGGGCCUUCUGGAGCUGGGAAAUCCACUCUGAUGAAUAUUCUGGCGGGGUACAGAGAAACCGGCAUGAAGGGCAAGAUCCUGGUGAAUGGGCGACCGAGGGACCUGCGGACAUUCAGGAAGAUGUCCUGCUACAUCAUGCAGGAUGACAUGCUGCUGCCACACCUCACUGUGAGGGAGGCCAUGACGGUGUCUGCCAAUCUGAAAUUGAGUGAAAGCAUGCAGAUCAAAAAAGAGCUUGUGGAUGAGAUCCUGACUGCUCUGGGUCUUCAGGAAUGUGCACAGACACGCACCAACUGUCUCUCCGGAGGCCAGUGUAAAAGAUUGGCCAUUGCCCUCGAGCUGGUCAACAAUCCUCCUGUCAUGUUCUUUGAUGAGCCCACCAGUGGUUUGGACAGUGCGUCCUGCUUCCAGGUGGUUUCCCUGAUGAAGUCUUUGGCUCUGGGAGGACGGACAAUCAUCUGCACCAUUCACCAGCCCAGUGCCAAGCUCUUUGAGAUGUUUGAUAAGCUGUAUAUCCUCAGCCAGGGUCAGUGCAUAUACAAGGGCACAGUCCCUUACCUCAUCCCUUAUCUGAAGAACCUGGGCCUGCACUGUCCGACGUAUCACAAUCCUGCUGACUUCAUCAUUGAGGUGGCGUCAGGCGAGUAUGGGGAUCUUAAUCCAGUGCUGUUUGAGGCUGUCCAGGGUGGCCUCUGUUCCGAGGAGAGCAAGAAGAACUCCAGAGACAAAAAUGACUCUUCUUCUCCCUCUCAAUGUCCCAGUGAAACAGGAACACUUGAGAAACAUAGCUUUGCCACCAGUACAUUCACACAGUUCUGCAUCCUCUUCAAAAGAACUUUUGUAACGAUAUGCAGAGACAUGGUGCUGACUCACCUCAGGGUGAUGUCCCAUAUUUGUAUUGGAGUGCUGAUUGGCCUGCUUUAUCUCAAUAUCGGCAAUGAUGCCAGCAAGGUCUUCAACAACACCGGUUUCCUCUUUUUCUCCAUGCUGUUCCUCAUGUUCGCUGCCCUGAUGCCCACCAUCCUAACCUUCCCUCUGGAGAUGUCCGUGUUUAUGAGGGAACAUCUCAACUACUGGUACAGCCUGAAGGCCUAUUAUUUAGCCAAGACCAUGGCUGAUAUACCAUUCCAGGUGCUUUGUCCCAUAAUGUACUGUAGUAUAGUGUACUGGAUGACUGAUCAGCCACCAGAGGCGGUUCGCUACCUGCUCUUCAUGGCCUUGUCCACAUCCACAGCCCUGGUGGCCCAAUCCCUAGGUCUGCUUAUAGGGGCCGCAUCCACGUCUCUUCAGGUGGCAACCUUUGUGGGUCCAGUCACAGCCAUACCUGUACUUCUCUUCUCUGGCUUCUUUGUCAAUUUUGACACCAUUCCAAAAUACCUACAGUGGAGCUCCUAUCUUUCCUAUGUCAGGUACGGCUUUGAGGGGGUUAUACUCUCUAUCUAUGGGAUGAACCGGUCGGAGCUUGAGUGUCCGGGUGUUGUGUGUAAAUUCCAAAAGCCAGAGGAGGUCCUGCAACUGCUGGAUGUGGAGGACGCAAAGCUGUACGUGGACUUCAUUGUGCUGGGGGUUUUCUUCCUGGUCCUCAGACUAGCGACUUACCUGGUUCUACGAUACAAAGUCAAGUCAGAGCGCUAAGACGUCCAAAGGAUGAUGGAUUUGAACCCCUGCACAUUUCCUCGCAGUGUGGGAUAGUAAGCAAACAUAUAGUCUCUAUGUACUUUAUAUACAUAUACAAAAACUUACACAAGUCCAGCACAUAAAAUCCCCACAAAGCUGUGCUGGACCACCAAGCUGUACAGUAUAAUAUUCUCUUUUAAACAUUUUUCAAGAAAGAAGAAAAAGUGCAGUUCUUUCUCCCAUUGUUGUCCUUCAGGUAAUAGUAUUUUCCGCACACCAUUACCUUUCAAAAAUAUUGUGUAUCUGCAGUCUACAUAAACAGAAUACACAACAACGUACCAGAAAGCAUGUGUCCUGAAACUGAGAAAUUUUGAUCCAGCCGCAGGGUUUAUGAGGACUCAUAGUGACCAUCGUGGUGCAGGAGUGUCCAAUAGUUUCACAAUCCGAUGGCCAAACUGAUAAUCCAAGCUUAUUUUUGGAUCAGAAUCCCGUUAAUUAAUUCGUCAUUGGAAAGCACCCAUGAAGAUGCCGCAGGAAUACUAUUUCUCGAUAUAUGCCCUCUUAUUUCCAUCAUGAAAAGUGGAAACUUUCAGUGGCGGAAAGCUUUUGACUUGCGACUUCUCCUUCUGCGCUAGGAGCAUCUCAGCAUCUUACCAAGACGCUGAACAUGAUGGCUUUUCUCUGAGGAAAUGGAACAUUAACAAACUGCCAGUGAAUGACUUUCCUCACUCUUCAUUCCCAGUGCUGGUCAUUUUUGCAGGACCUUCUGCAGUACCACUGAAGCUAGUGGAACGGUUUAAUGUGGUCCUCAACAAAGAUGAUGUGGAUUUACCCUUUCAACAAGGCCCAAUGUUCCUUUCUCCUCAAUAUAACAAUGUUUGUUUCCUCUGCAAGAGAGGAAGCAUUCAGUUAAGAGGGAGCAGAUUGCAAAAUCAAGACUGUGAUUUGUAGCCUGGUGCAGAGGGCUGUAGCACAGUGGGAAUGGUGUUACAGGUGAAACGGCCGAUUCAAAGAGUCUAAUCGGCGUUACUCCUUCGACACAUAUCUUUGAACUGCUUGUUCCCACUCGUUGGAUAACUCUUGAGCUGCCGCCUCCCUGAGCUAUGAAGGGAAAUCACGUUGUUUUGUCAUCCUUUUCUCCUUCUUCCGCUUUGCUGACGUCUGACAGAUGUGUGUUGUCCAAAACAAUGAAACGCUGGCUGGGCAGUUUUUGUGCGUCUGACCUGGAAUGAUUUGUGUUUCCUCUGCUUCAUUAUUUGCACCUCCACCUUAUGUAUAUGUACAUGCUGGUUCACACAAACACACACACACACAUACACCCGCACACACAGAGGUUCUUAUGGACACAGACCUACACCCACAAACGCUCACAAGAAAACACAUACAUUAACCCUCUGCAAUGUUUAGAAGAAACCUUCUUGUUCCGGGGCAAUGCAAAUAUUUUACAAUAGACUUGCUAUGAAAUAUUUCUUACUUAAACUAUGCUACUUGGUACCCUUAUUAUAAAGCAUAAAAUAAUAAGUAUAUAAUCAGUGAUUGUACAGUGAAAUUGUUAUGCUGUAAACAAAUGGACAUUUGCACUUUUCAAUGUUCGUUCUUUUUUUAUUUGAAUUUUAUUUUUGUUAAACAUAUAUACAUGCAUAUAUAUAUAUAUAUAU